AUGAACAUCUUCACAUCGUUGCUCCUCCAGGACUCCUAUCAGACCGUUUUGGAUGGUGUCCAGUUCCUAGCCCUUGCGACUGUUGCCACACGCAUGCACAUCCAUCUCUGGCAGACAAACCAACAUCUACGCGGCUCAAGCGGCCUGGUUCAUAUUCCAUUGUCCGACAUGUCAUAUGUGCAUAUCACAGCGUGA
This is a messenger RNA of Suillus fuscotomentosus, 195 nucleotides long. RefSeq lists its product as uncharacterized. The transcript has 3 exons. The record is from RefSeq and is a predicted model, not a curated record. Lineage: Eukaryota; Fungi; Basidiomycota; Agaricomycetes; Boletales; Suillaceae. The coding region runs from base 1 to 195 and encodes 64 amino acids.